AAACCGUAGCAUAUAGAUUCAAAAACAAAGUACAUCAACAGGUACUAGUAAAAGACAAUUUCGAAUUUAAAAAAAUGACAAACACCUUGGCGCAAACAUCUUGAACUUCAGACUCCCCGUACAACCUUUCAGUUCUUCCACUUCCUUCGUACAGAGCUCGGUUUCGUUUUCUCCUUCAACAACAGCCACCAGAGAGUAGCAUUCUUCCAUCUCCUUCCUUUACCAUGUCUAAACGUCCUACUAUUUCUUUAGAGAAAAGUCAAGCAAGUGGGAUAGUUGUACAGGCAUCAGUUGUUACGCAUGUGUCUGAAGCAGAAUAUGAUAUUCAGGUCCCUUCCUUGUCUCCAUUAGUUGACGACUCAAGUUUUCCCACAAUGAAGAUAACUAUAAGGAACGCAUUGAAGGCUUUUCAAAAGAUAAUGAAAAAAUGGCUUAAAGAAUUUCCAGAGAUAAUGUAUGCAUUUAGAAGAUGUGUUUUUGGUGCAUAUUUGGAUAUUAAUUUCAUCCCUGUUCCAUCAUUGUUGUGGCCAAUGUUGUCCAAAAUAGCCACAAUUGAAAGGAAUUUGGGUGCUUGGUUUGCCGUGAAUGGAGUGCCAAUCCGCUACUCUAUCACAGAGUUUGCUUUGAUUAGUGGGCUUAACUGUAGCUCCCUUGAUGUGGAGAGUUAUGAAGAGAAUUGUGAUGAGGAUGCGAAAUCUGAAUUCAUUGAGAAACACUUUGAUGGAAUUGUAAGCUAUGACGCAGUUCAAGAAAGAUUUGUGCAAUUAUGCAAAAAUUUGAAGCACACAGAUGAAGCUUUGAAAAAGGAAGCUCAUGAAGAAGUGUUGAGACUAGCAAAGCUCAUGUUUGUAGUCAUGGUUCUUGUAAGGACCGUUUAUUUCCGUCUCCGGCUCAGGUCUUUCAACACACUCUCACACACCACACUAAGAGGAGGCUAUAGCACACAACUCUCUACUCUCCAC
This is a messenger RNA of Cuscuta epithymum, 962 nucleotides long. NCBI's taxonomy places the organism in Eukaryota, Viridiplantae, Streptophyta, Magnoliopsida, Solanales, Convolvulaceae. The record is from the annotation of a GenBank genome assembly.